Messenger RNA from Medioppia subpectinata, 430 nucleotides. The record is from the annotation of a GenBank genome assembly. Lineage: Eukaryota; Metazoa; Arthropoda; Arachnida; Sarcoptiformes; Oppiidae.
AACAGUAGUCGCGAUAAUGAGUCCAUUUAUACGCAAUCCUACGAUAGGACACAAUCGACAUGUUUUCACGAAAACCAUAAACCAAUGGACGAGUUGUUUAGCGACACUGAAUGCGAGUCACAUAUAGACCACACGUGGAUCACCACCGGAAGUGCCCCAUAUAAUUAUAAUAAUAGCAAGAAAAGUGGAAACAACUCUAUUAUCGUAUAAAAUGAAAUCAAUUGUCACACCAUUUAAUACACGAUACCGAAGAUAUUUUAACGCAUAAUUUGAUGACAACAUUUUUGGUCACAAUUACAUUAAAAACAACAAAUGCUUGAAGAAUAAUAAAAAUUUUUAUUUACUGUUUAAAAAUAAGCGAAACAUUUCCACUGAAUUCUAAAAACUUAUUAAUAGUUUUUCAUAGAAUCUCUCUCUCUCUCUCUCUCUC